Molecule: messenger RNA, 231 nt
Organism: Linum tenue
Lineage: Eukaryota; Viridiplantae; Streptophyta; Magnoliopsida; Malpighiales; Linaceae
Source: the annotation of a GenBank genome assembly
CACGAACUUGACCUCCUCCUUUCCCAACAACGGCGCAUCGAUCAAGAAACCCUAGAAUUUCCGCAGCUUGCUAGAUUAUCCAUGGAAGAAUUGGAAAUGGAGGAUAGGAAUGAGGAGAGGGCGACCAGUGGUGUACAUGGGAGCUACGAGGCGGAGGCGGGGACGCCACGGUGGCGACGACACCAGGUGGAUAUCGAGGAAUCAGUCAAUGAAGUGACGAACAGGACGGUG